This is a messenger RNA of Brassica napus (rape), 849 nucleotides long. RefSeq names its product cyclin-dependent kinase inhibitor 2-like. Gene Ontology annotation, molecular function: cyclin-dependent protein serine/threonine kinase inhibitor activity. Gene Ontology annotation, biological process: negative regulation of cyclin-dependent protein serine/threonine kinase activity. The coding region runs from base 162 to 665 and encodes 167 amino acids. Gene Ontology annotation, cellular component: nucleus. The transcript is spliced from 3 exons. Lineage: Eukaryota; Viridiplantae; Streptophyta; Magnoliopsida; Brassicales; Brassicaceae. The record is from RefSeq and is a predicted model, not a curated record.
GUUGGUCACACGAGGCUUUCCAUUUAGUGAAAAUGACAAUAACAGAUCGUGGCCGUUAAUUAUAACUCAUCGUCAUUAUAACAGAACAAACCAAUCGUACAAAGAGCUACAGAGAGAGAGAGAGAGAGAGAGAGAGCUAGAAGAAGGUGACGUCGAGAUCGAUGGCGGCGGGAGAGGUAGGUCGUAGAAGAGAAGGAGAAACGGCGGACGAGAAUGAAAAGACAAAUGUGAAGCGAAGGAAGCUUGAGGAGGAAGAAGAAUCUAGGAUAUUGAUCUUAUCUCAGAAUCCAAGCUCGGAGUAUGAUUUAUUAGGUAGCGCGUCGUCCUCAUCCUCAGUUUAUUGCUGCUCUAGCUCCGAAGAGAAAUCGAAACGGAGGACCGACGGUGCUGAAUUUGAUCAAAUGGAAACGUCGUGGAUUUAUUAUAAUAACUUCGACAACAGAGUUCCGGAAGAAGAGGAAUCGGUAAACGAGGUGGAGUCUUGCCGAGUUAAUAAGCAGAAGAGGUGUGAGACGGUGAAAGAAGCGGAGAUAGAAGAUUUUUUCCAGGCGGCGGAGAAAGAUGUUCGGAACAACAUGUUGGAGUGUUCUAGCAAGUAUAGUUUCGAUUUCGAGAAAGAUGAACCACUUGAUGGACGAUACGAGUGGGUGAAAUUGAAUCCUUAGAAGAAGAACAAAAAACAUUUGACGAAGACAAAUGAUCACUUGCUCAAGUACUUUUAUUCUCUUCUAUGUAGUAAUGCAUAAUCUAUGAAAAAUGUAAUCUAUUAACUGUUCUUACCCGGAAAAUGUAAAUAUAUCUCAAAUAUUCUAUAACCUGUAAUAAUCGAGAACGUCCUACUUUUAUUUU